This is a messenger RNA of Closterium sp. Naga37s-1, 2340 nucleotides long. The record is from the annotation of a GenBank genome assembly. NCBI's taxonomy places the organism in Eukaryota, Viridiplantae, Streptophyta, Zygnematophyceae, Desmidiales, Closteriaceae.
AUGUCCGCUUCACUCCACUCCCCAAUCCCUACCCCAGGUGUAUCCCUCAAGGAGCUCCCUGAGGACUGGCUGUGCCCCACGUGUGGGUCGGCACCUUCUUCAUUCGGCAGCCUCAGCAAGGAGCUAGCCGGGUUCGCCCAGAACCAGGCCUAUGGGUUGGGAGGCAACUCACUGACAUCAUCCAAGAAGGACGAUAAGAAGCAAGACAUCGGCGCGUUUGGGGGGCUGGACUGGAGAGAAGUGGCCCGCCCUGCUCCUCCCAUGCUGGAUUUGUCUAAACCACGGGUGUACUAUUUCGCCCUCGCCAAUGCUUACAGCCUCAUGGACAAGGGUGCGUUGCUAGAGGAGGUGCUAGCAGACGGCAUCAGGAGAAGUCAAAGGGGUGGUCGCGCGCGUGAUGUGUGGAUGGUGAUGGAGCCGGCGUUCCUGGACCAUCCGUCCCUGGCAUCACUCAAGGCAGCCAUUCGCCCGCCCACUGCUGCAAUCGUCUCCACCAAUGGCGACUGGAUGCUCACCAUCGUGCACGAAAUGCUGCCGCAGGCUACCAUCGGCAAGUUCUACGCCCCAACACCACAACUGCCUGACCCGCUAAAGUCCAAGCUCACUCCAGGGGAUGUUGCCUUGGGUGGCUUUGCUGCCAUGCACAACGCAUGGUGGCCGCAGAUCAAGCCGCUCUCAGGCACCGACAUUCCUAACAGCAAACGGGCAUCGAGGAAGCCUAAAACGGAUUCUGUUGCAGCAGAUUCCGCUGCAGCGCCUUCUGUUGCAGCCACGCCUUCUGUAGCAGCCACACCCACUGCUGAAUCAACUUCCGCUGCAGCGCCUUCUGUUGCAGCCACACCUUCUGUAGCAGCCACACCCACUGCUGAAUCAACUUCCGCUGCAGCGCCUUCUGUUGCAGCCACACCUUCUGUAGCAGCCACACCCACUGCUGAAUCAACUUCCGCUGCAGCGCCUUCUGUUGCAGCCACACCUUCUGUAGCAGCCACACCCACUGCUAAAUCGACUUCCGCUGCAGCGCCUUCUGCUGCAGCGACAGCCACUGGGUCGAGUGACAACCCCGCUGCUCCACCUGUCGGGCGCAUGGACGACCGAUCAGGUUGCAAGGGAUGUGAUGACGCUGUUUUUGAGGCGCCUCAAAAACUCCCUUCCGCCGCCGCAACAGCCACUGGCUCAAGUGAUGACGCCGCUGCUGCGCCUGUCGGGCGCAUGGACGACCGAUCAAGUUGCAAUGGAAGCAGUGACUGUACCGUUAUGGUGACAACAGAGGGGGUGGAGGAGCGGAGUGAUAUGCAAGCUGCUGCGGACGGAGGGCUUGAGCAAGCGGCUUCAGAGGCGCCUAAAAAAUCGGUCAUGGUGACAGAAGAGGGUGUGGAGGAGCGGAGUGAUGUGCAAGCUGCUGCGGACGGAGGGCUUGAGCAAGCGGAUUUGCGGCUGAAGGAAGGGGGGAAGGAACAGAGGGACGCGGGAGGAGGGGCGGAGGAGAAGGAAGAGGAAGAGGACGAAGAGGAGGAAGAGGAAGAGGAGGAUUUGUCUCUCACGGGCAGGGAGGUUUGCGCUUUCGACAACCGAGGGAUUGGCAAGAGCACGUGUCCCACGGACAAGAAAGCAUACACGUGCGUCUUUUCUAUUGGUGCUUCAGGUCAAGAGAGCCUUGAUCGACGGUUCUUCUCCGUCGGCACGAAGCUGGUGACGGCACGCACGCCCGAAUCUAGAGCGCGUUUGGAUCUUGCUGCUCAUUCUUUCUGUUCUCCCCUCCUUGUCUCCCUCAUCCCUCUCCCUUUCCCGUCGCCCCUUCCUGGACGCCAGCUCGACCGACGGUUCUUCUCCGUGGGUACGAAGCUGGUGACGGCACGCACGCCAGAGUCACGGGCGCGCGUGGAUCUGGUGAUGCACUUCUCAGAGGAGUUCAUGCAGCAGCUGGUGACAGGCAGCUCGUCCCAGAAAGACCUGCUGCACCUGGAGUACGUGCAGUAUCUGUCAGCGCCAGGGGCACUGCAGGCGCCACACGCUACCAGCGGGCCUUUCAACGCCGUUUGGACGCACAAGCUGACCCGAGAGAACGUUGACAGCAUCUUCAGCGCUCGCAUCCCCACCGCCGUCAUUCAUGGAGUGGACGACAUAGUUGCACACGUCUCCCUGGGUGAGAGGGUGGCCAAGCGACUGGCACCCGUAGCGCGGUUCAUCCCGCUCCCAGGGGCGCACAUGGUGGUGCGGGAGCGGAUAGAAGAGGUGAACGCGUGUCUGGGGGAGCUCUUUGAGACUGCGGAGGCAUGUGUGCCUGUGGAGCAGUGGGUGCAUCGGCGCAGUGAUGUGUACCUGCCUAACUCGGCACAGUAG